CCCCCCUUCUCAGUGAUGGCGUGUGUCAGAGCAGCUCGUGCGUCCUAGGCCUAACAGACCCCCCUCCUGUGUCUCUCUCUCUAUCCCUGGAUUUGCUGCAUAUUCCUCGGGUGUCUUCGCUCACCGUGUCCUCCACCCUUGCCGCUUCUGUCGCCUCAGCCUCUCCCCCACCUUACCCCACCUCCCUGCCUGUGCGGGUGUCUGGGAGUCGGGCCCUUUGGGGGGGUGGAGGGAAGGAUCGUGCGUCGCUGAGGGAGCUGUGCGGAAUUAGCUAUGCCCUGCCCAGGCAUCCUUUGACCGGCCGGAUUUCUCCUUUUUCUGUCCGCCUGCGCACCGAGAGGGCAACGUAGGAUGAAAAUCUGCAAUCAUGAUGCAAGGACUGAAAAAUCGAACAAGAAGGGCCCUGGGCUUACGGAAGAAAGACAAGGAUACAGACACAACGAGUUCACCUGACAAAGAAGGAAGUGGAAGCGGAAAGAAAGGCAGCAAAAAGGCAAAUGGAGCACCAAACGGGUUUUAUGGAGAGAUCGACUGGGACAGAUAUGAGUGUCCUGAUGUGGAUGAGGAGGGUUUCAGCCUCCGGCCUGGAGAUGAGACAGAUGCAGCAUCUAAAGGAAAGCAGUUUUUCUCCUCCAGUGACUCUGAGGACGACGACGAUGACAGCAAGAAAAAGUUCAAUAUCAAGAUCAAACCUUUGGUGUCGGACAGCGCCAAGUGUGUCCCUCCAUCUAUGGAUGAACUGAAAGCCUCAGUGGGAGGCCUGGCGCUAUCUCCGUCUCUGAGGAGAAGUCCGAGACGCAGCCCGGGGCAGAUAAAAAGGAAUUUAUCAUGUGAAGAGAUAGCCAGACCCAGACGCUCCACACCAACACCAAGUCCUGCACCAGAGACGCCAAGUGAGCGGCUCACACAAAAUGUUCCUGCCUUUUUCGGGCUGCCUUCAGAGACCAAAUAUGCCAGAUAUGAUGUGGUCCCUACAGAUGUUUGGGGAGACUCGAGACAUCGUGCAGAAUCCCAGCUGAGCAGAAGUUUCCCUACAGGAGCUCCUCCUCCUCUCCCUCCUAAAAACAUUCCAUCCAGAAGUCAUUAUGGCUAUCCUUCAGACUUCAUCUCUGAUUUACCCAAUGGCAGAGCAGCUCGUAGCUCUGCCCCCAUCUACCUGAAUGUCCUGUCUCCCGCUUCCUACCGUGGCUCUCCAGCCCCUGAUCUGGACGAUGUGUUUGGGCCCUCGGACAGCCCCCGCACCAGCGAGGAAACCGUGUCUCCACGAUGGGUCACCUUCACUGACGACAGACCUCCCCCACCUGAUGAGCUCCCUCCCCCUCCUCCACCAGACUCCCCUCCUCCAGACACACCAUCCUCCACCCCUUCAACCCCCUGCCUCUCCCCAGGACCGCCUCCAGAUGAGCCCCCGCCUUCGCCUCCUCCAUUUUCUCCAGGGUCUCCGCCUCCUUUCUCACCGCCGGACUCGCCCCCUUCGAUUGUGCUCGGACCUCCCCCCGAUGAACCGGCACCUCCUCUUCCUCCCAACUUCUCCCCCUCUUACUCUCCUCCUCUGUGCCUGGAUGAGGACGCCAUCGAUGAGGAGGUUCUGCAGUUUGCAGAGUACUCGUCGUCCCCGGCUCCCAUCAGCCCCGUGCCUCCUCUGCCAGCUGAGCGGAGGUCUCCUCGGGUAGGGGGGACGUCUCCUUUAGUCCUGGGGAGCAUGGGGGGAAAGAGGACUCCAGAGGGAGGCUACCUAAGAGACGAUAUCCCUGACUUUAUGGGUUCACCCAGAGAGCUGACGCCGAGCUUCAGGGGCACACCGCCUCCUCUUCCUCCUACCACCUACAGGUCCAUCAUGUCUUCCCCGGGGCCCGGCUCAGGCGGCACAGGCCCCUCAUCUCCAGCUCGUCCUGCCACUCCUCAGUCUCGGGGCAGUCCAGUCCCCCCUCCUCCUCCUCCUCGACCUUCAUCACGACCAAAGCUGCCACCGGGGAAACCAAUCACAGACCUGUCACGGUCCUACAGUCCACCGGUGUCAGGCAGCCCUCCACCUUUUGCCCCACUGGCCCGGGCAGAGAGCUCCUCCUCCAUCUCCUCCAUCAACAUGCAGAGUACGGCAUCCACUCCCACCUUAGGGAAAGAGCUCAACACACCCACCACAGGAUGCUCCAGAGGACCUAGUCCACUCACCAUGGGACCUCAGGACACUCUGCCAGUGGCUGCAGCCUUCACAGAAACCAUCAACGCCUACUUCAAAGGCGCAGACCCCAGCAAAUGUGUUGUGAAGAUCACAGGGGAGAUGGUGCUGUCCUUCCCUGCAGGUAUAACUCGACAUUUUGCCAGCCACCCGACUCAGCCCAUCCUCACCUUCAGCAUCAGCAACUACAACCGACUGGAGCAGGUCCUCCCCAACCCACAGCUGCUCUGCUGUGAGUCCAUAGCAGACUGCACAGACUCAAAGGAAUUCUGGGUAAAUAUGCCAAACCUGAUGAGCCACCUAAAAAAAGUGGCAGAACAGAAGCCUCAGGCUACGUACUACAACGUGGACAUGAUCAAAUACCAGGUGUCUGCAGACGGGAUCCAGUCCACUCCUCUGAACCUGGCGUUGAGUUGGCGAGGCGAUGCCAACAACACAGACCUUAGAAUAGAUUACAAGUACAAUACUGAGGCCAUGGCUGCACCCGUACCACUACAUGACAUCCAGUUCCUAGUCCCUGUGGAUGGAGGCAUGGCCACGGUCCAGACCAUGAUCCCCCCCGCCACCUGGAAUCCGGAGCAGCAGACGAUACUGUGGAAGAUUUCCAGCCUCUCUCACAGAUCUGAAAAUGGAGGAGUUGGGGCUCUCCUUGGCCGGUUCCAAAUGAGUGACGGUUCAUGUAAACCCUCGCAGCUAUCAGUCCAAUUCACCAGUGAGGGCAGCACUCUGUCAGGGUGUGACAUCCAGCUGGUUGGGACGGGAUACCGACUCUCACUGAUCAAGAAGAGAUUUGCUGCAGGGAAAUAUCUGGCAGAUAAUUAGUGGACCUGUUUGUGAACGGAACCAAAAGAAUCAAUGGCUUCUGACUGUGAAGACGACGGAUCCAUCCCAUGUUUAGUGCAUAUGAGACUUUAUCUUAGGCAGCCAUUAGAGGUAAUGAUUGAGAUUUAUCAGAAGAACUAAACACACACAGAGUAAUUUCAUAUUCAGUAGAGCGACUGCUGCUGAGUUUAUGCAAGUAAAAACAAAUCAUUACUUUGUGCACUUGGAACACUUAAUGGGCCUAAAUGGAGUAAAAUAUAAGGAAACUCUGAUUCUUUGUUCUCGUUGACAUAUUUGUGGAUUCAUUCAGUGAUCCAGCCUUAUUCAUUGCAAUUUCUUUUGUCUUAUCUGUUGUCAAUGCAAAUGCACUGUAAAAAAAUGUGAAUAGAUUAUAUAAUAUCAAAACAAUCUCUAACAAGGUGGAAAAGAGUGGAAAAUGUUUUUUAAGAGAGGUAGUGUAUGGUUGCGGUAUAUUUCAGUAGUUUACAUGGUCAUGUCUGAUUUACACUGCCACCUCAAAUCAGAUCGUUUUGCACCAUGUGGACCGAUCUUAUCGACUUACUCAAUGAAGUGAUGUUACUGUGUAGACAGCCUUUAAAAAGUCACCGCCCAUUCUUUCAGUCUUGUGAUCAAAGUUGACAGGUUUGCUCACGACCUGCAGCACUACACUGACAUCAGUACCCUUAAACUGAUGAUGUUUAACACGGUGUUAUGUUUGAGCCUCAGUCUGAAUUGAUUUUGGAGCAUGGUUAAACCCCUUUUAUGUACACUGAUUAUAUGUUGUAGAUAAAUUUUUAUUUAAAAAAUAUUUUGCUAUUUACACAUUGACAACCUUCUUCCUGGUGUCAACUACUUUCUUUUCUUAGAAAUUGAAGCUUCAGUCUAAAUUUAAGAGAAUUUUGAUUAAUAUAUUUAUCAAGAUUUAUAACUGGAACUGUCAUCAUUACAUUCUUCUUGGCAACAACAGGCAGCCUUUUGUACUCAAAGAAACUCAGUCAAAACUGCCCAUUGUUCUCAAUAUGCCGUGUACCAAGCUUAUAUCUAAGCUAACUAGCUGUUAAACAGAGAGGAUCAUGUAGUAGCUUAAAGUCACCUUCUUUUUUCCUAGGUAGUUGGUCAGGACCAUACAAACAGAGCCAGGAAUUCAGUGAAAAAAUGGUCAAAAUGGAUGGUAAAACUAUUGUGCAUUAGCUGAAAGGGCUUCAGUUGUUUUCUCCACAAUGUGGUUGAGCCAAAAUGAAUGAAAAUCUUAAAUAUUGUAUGUAAUACAUAACUGUUUAUCAUCUUAGUGGUCAAGGGUUUGUGUAAAACAGCCAGUGUGUCCCAAAUUGCAUACUUGUGUGCUAAAAACUACAUAUUUUGAGGGCGCAAGUGUGCAAAGGAUUUUUUAUUGUUAGCAUGCUAGCGCAUUAGCUGAUGUUAGCAUUUGUAAAAUAGAAUACAAGUUACAUUGGUUUCAUAGUUAGUGAAAAUAGCCAUCAAACUUCUGCUUAUUUUGCAACCUACUGCUAAAGAAGAAGGAAGAGAAAGCCGUUGCCACUUCCUGUGAAUGCAAAACAGCAGUGCACAAUUUGAGACAAUACUAACCCACUGUGAUUAAAUGCUCUUUACUGUUUUGAUGUACUAUGAAACAGUAUACUAACAGAAGUUUGUGAUUUGGGACUAGCUAGCUAGCUAGCAAGCUAUAACAAGGCAAAUUUUUCACAAGCUAAUUAAUUACAUGCACACCUUAAAAUUAAUUUCUAAACGGUUCAUUAAGACAAAUCAAAUACUCCAUCAAAAUUUCCUUCAGCUGAUAUUCCCUAGUGGUUGUUCUGUGCUUGCUUAGCUAGCAUUAGCUGGUAGACAAUAUUUCAGGGCUAAGAGAUGGGGGGGUUCCUCAGGAAGAAGGAGUCAGUUGAGACAACUAUAGGGUAAGAGCUUAAUAUUGGAUGCUAGUUAUAUUGUGUAUCUGUUGGAUAUUCCAACCUGUUCACACCCCAAGGUGGCAAAUAAAGAGAAUGACAGCUUGAAGUAUUCUUAGAGGGACUAUAAAGAUAAUUAUCAUACCUUAAAUGCUUUUUUGAUUCACAGUUACACUGUAAAUCUUUAUCUUUAGCUAAGUAGGUUAAAUAGCCUACCUUAGAUUGAUUCUGCAUAUCUGGGAGUUGUUAGAUAGCUAGCUUGACACCAACCACGACAACUUUUUCACAUGCUACUCAAGUACAGGCAAGCCUUUUUUGUUUUAAAGAUUAUUUUUGGAGCUUUUUUGCUUACAAUAGGACAGGACAGCUGAAGAAAGACUGGAAACAGGGGGAGAGAGAGUGGGGUAAGACAUGCAUCAAAUGUGAGGAGACCGGGAACCGAUCCCAUGACCAGUGAGUUGAGGACUAUAGCCUCUGUACAUAGGCAUCCCACCAGCUGAGCUAAGCCAGUGCCCAAACACAGAAAAACAUUCAGAGAAUAUUCUAAAUAAUUAAUUUAAUCAGGCACAUAAACACAGUUUCAGGAGGUUAAUAAUUGUGACGUUUGGCUGUGGUACUCAGCACAAAGGCUCAUUGUUACACCAUGUUGAUGUUAGCAGACAUGCUAUAAAUUUAUUUAAUUCAAAAUCUGCUCAAAUGAAGAAAUAGAUAAUUAUAUUAAUGAUCUACAAAAUAUGAUCAUUGUACUUUUCAGUGCUCUAAUUUCCUCAUCACUCAAUCAGGAAUGAAGCAAAUAAAAUUCAGAAAGUGUUUACUACUAACGCUCAUGACAUUUUGCUGCUAACAGGUCAUGCAAACAGAAACAGAUUUUGACUUGCCGAAGAAAAAAAUCAUGACAUUACCACUAUGGGCGAGUGCAAUGUUGAGAUUCAUCAAUUUCCUCCACAUCACAGGGCUAAAGGAAUGUUUGUGGUGAUGUGUGAAUGGUCAAAUUGUAAAGAGGUGAGACAUGUGUGACUAACAGAAGCUGCUACUUCCAGUGGAACUGUUAAUUUAAUCUGUAAAUACUACAGAAAUUAAGUUUAAAGGGCCUUAAGAUGUGAGUAGAAACAGAGCCAGAUGUGAGUGCCAUAUGGUGGUGAAAAAGGAGCUUUAAGUUUUAGGAGAAAUGAAGACGGGACCUGGGCUGGAGGGUUGUUGGAGUUGCCUUUGAUGCUGCUUAAAAACUUGGCCAAUUCCUUUGAUUCUGAUCUUUGAUAGAGGUGUUAUAGAGUAUUAAAGGGGACUUAGAGUUAUGAAAAGAAACGUCUAUCAAAAAGUUAGCACUAUUCACGUCCCCGUUUAUUUUCUUCCUUUUCCACCAUGUUGAAUAAAUGUUUUAUCAUUUUCUAAUAGCAAUAUUUAAAAUGUAAAAAGUGUAUAUAAAAAAGCUAUGUUUCAAAUAUUUCUCUGGGCAUAUGGAUGUGUCUGUGAUUGUCUCUUGGUUUAUUGAUGUCAGCACUCAUGACGCAUUAGGUCCUAAUAACACCAACACUUUUCAUCUAUGGUUUUACAUGUGGGUUUCCUGUAAAAAACUGUGUUACUGUUGAUGAAUAACUCCAAACGGUGCCGCAUGAAAUCUGCAUUUGUCCAUCACAGAUCUUAUCAAUGCAAUACUAAUUUAGUCAUUCCGAUACGGUCAUGAUACGUGUGUUACUGUAUAAUUGUGCUAUGAGAGGAGACUUUUUGCCUUCACUUUAACCUCCACUCUCUGUUUUGCUGUUGUUGCACCUUCAAAAACCCAUUGUCAAUAAAUUUGGCAUGUUUUCAUCUAUAUACCAUGCAUCUGAUAUAGGUGUUUGACAUUCUCCUGUGUUUGACUCGCACUCAAAAUACACCUUCAAAUUCAUCAGUUAAGGAGUUCAUGGCCUCAUGUACAUGUAUUGAACAUCACAUUUCAUAGAAUUUUUUAAUGUGUUGACUCACAGUUUUGGCCUGAGUGUAAUUCAUUAAGUUCUAGAAAAAUCAACAAAACAAGCUUUUUUCUUAAAUAGGACAGUUAUGUUUUUGUUUAUAAUGCUUAUAUUUUUCUUUGCCUUAUUAUUGAACAGAUGUUAUAAGUCCUCCAGUAUUGGAGGGUUUCUGUAAGUUUAUUUUUCUGUAAGUUUAUUUUUUCUACAAUGUUUUGGCUAUAUUCCUUUCACUGCGUUAGACACAGAAUAUGCAAACAUCUCAUGUAAAUUUCCCAUCCAAAGAUUUUGAAAGUAAAUAUAUGAAAAAAUCAAUAUAAUGUAAUACCUGUUUUACUUGGUAAUAAAGAAGAGGAAA
Molecule: messenger RNA, 7212 nt
Organism: Cheilinus undulatus (humphead wrasse)
Lineage: Eukaryota; Metazoa; Chordata; Actinopteri; Labriformes; Labridae
Product: SH3-containing GRB2-like protein 3-interacting protein 1
Exons: 23
Coding region: 368-3001 (877 amino acids)
Biological process (GO): clathrin coat assembly; plasma membrane tubulation; regulation of endocytosis
Cellular component (GO): clathrin-coated vesicle; clathrin-coated pit; plasma membrane
Molecular function (GO): phospholipid binding
Source: RefSeq, a predicted model, not a curated record